Glarea lozoyensis ATCC 20868 is the source of this 1311-nucleotide messenger RNA. RefSeq names its product beta-lactamase/transpeptidase-like protein. Bases 1 to 1311 code for a protein of 436 amino acids. NCBI's taxonomy places the organism in Eukaryota, Fungi, Ascomycota, Leotiomycetes, Helotiales, Helotiaceae. The record is from RefSeq and is a predicted model, not a curated record. The transcript is spliced from 6 exons.
AUGGGAGAAAUACACAGCUUGAAACCAGAAAGCGUCGAGGCGAUCAAGAAGACAAUUGACGCAGCGACAAGUGCUACCCCAGGUCCAACCACAGCAGCAACUCAGGCCAAAAUCCCGGGUACAGUAUUCGUGGCAAUCAACAAGAAUGGAGAAGAAAUCUUCUCUCAUGCCAGCGGGAAGAAAGGUGUCGACGGCCCAGGUGAAAUGGAUUUGGAUACCAUUUUUUGGAUUGCAAGCUGUACUAAGAUGAUUGUCGGUAUUGCUUGUAUGCAACUUGUUGAGCAGGGUAAAUUCAAAUUGGAUGAUGCCGAUAUUGUUGAUAAGUAUGCUCCUGAACUAAGAGAUAUGAAAAUCCUUAAAGGCUUUGAUGAGACGACUGGUGAACCAAUCAUGGUAGCGAAGAAAAAUAGGAUCACUUUGAGAAUGUUGUUGAGUCAUACUGCUGGGUUUGGCUAUACCUUUUUCAACAAGGAAAUCCGACGGUUGGGCAUGCCAACAGGAAUCGAUGAGUUCUCUGGUCGAUUUGAAGAUAUGACUGCUCCUCUGUUGUUUGAGCCUGGAACUAAAUUUAAUUACGGGACAAAUAUCGACUGGGCAGGUACUCUGAUCGAACGAGCAACAGGAAAAACCCUCAACGGAUACUGUCAAGAGCACAUCUUCACACCUCUCGGCAUCAAAAACAUCAGUUUCUUCCCUUCCCCCAGCAUGAAAGGUAAACUAGCACACAUGCACCAAAGAUAUCCAGACGGCCAUCUCACAGUACGAGAACACCUUCUCCGAGCCCCCCUAGUAUCAUCCCCUCUCUUUUCACCAGACCAAAAAGGCCAUCAAGACCCCGAACGAACGAUCUUCAACUCCGGCGGCGCAGGAUGUUUCGGCUCCCCUCGCGAGUACGUGAAGAUCAUUGCAAUGUUCUUAAACGACGGUACAUCUCCUGAGACCAAGAAGCAGAUUCUGAAGAAGGAGACUGUGGAGGAGAUGUUCAGUAAUCAAAUCCCGGAUAUGCCUGAUUUUGGCCGUGAGCCAAUUUAUCCCGCGACUCCAGAGCUGAGCAAUCAGAUUGCUGAGUUGUAUCCGCAACCUAAAGAGCAGGCGCAAGGUUGGGGAUUGACGUUCAUGUUGACCAUUCAUGAGGGUGCUACGGGGAGAGGAAAAAAUACUGGAUGGUGGGCGGGAUUGCCGAAUUUGUUUUGGUGGGCAGAUCGCGAGAAGGGAGUUGGUGGUAUGAUUGCUACUCAGAUCGUUCCUUUUGCUGAUCCGCAGGUCAUGGGUCUCUGGGCUCAGGUGGAACAUGCGAUUUACCAAGGUUAG